Molecule: messenger RNA, 852 nt
Organism: Laetiporus sulphureus 93-53
Lineage: Eukaryota; Fungi; Basidiomycota; Agaricomycetes; Polyporales; Laetiporaceae
Product: proline-specific peptidase
Exons: 3
Coding region: 1-852 (283 amino acids)
Biological process (GO): proteolysis
Molecular function (GO): peptidase activity
Source: RefSeq, a predicted model, not a curated record
AUGUCUGAGAUAACAGGAACCAUUCCAUUUGUCUACGGCGGCGAGACCUACCAUACAUGGUACAAGGUUGCCGGUGACCUGCAAUCAGGCGUCCGUCCUCUAAUAGCUCUCCAUGGUGGGCCUGGCAUCUCCCAUCGCUACAUGCUUCCGCAUGCCUCCUUGUCCAAAUCCCAUAACAUUCCCGUCAUAUUCUACGAUCAGAUAGGCAUCGGCCAGUCGUCUCACCCCAAGGAUAAAUCGAAGGAGUUCUGGUCCGUGGACCUUUUCAUGGAUGAGCUCGACAAUCUCCUUGAUCAUUUCAAAAUUCGCGAUAACUUCGAUCUCCUCGGGCACUCCUGGGGCGGCAUGUUGGCCGCUCACUAUGCUGGCUAUCGUCGCCCCUCCGGCAUGAAGCAUCUUAUCAUUGGAAACGCGAGCGCAUCUAUGGAGGAGAUGUUGAGGCGGCACGAGAGGGAGGGCACGACGGAUAGCAAGGAAUACCAGGAAGGGAUGCAGGUCUUCUACCAGAAGCACGUCUGCGCGAUGAAUCCGUGGCCCGAGCUGUUGUUGGAAUCGUUCGCAGCUAUGUCAGAGGAUCCUACCGUCUACAGCACCAUGAUUGGCCCCUCCGAGUUCAACAUCGUCGGUACGCUCCGAACGUGGUCGUGCAUCGAUCAGUUGCAUAACAUAGCGGCAUCAACGCUGCUGAUCAAUGCCGAGGAGGACGAGGCACAGGACAUCAACUUCAUACCCAUAUUCCAGAGUGUUUCCCGUGUCAAGUGGGUUCAGCUCACGCAUUGCACACACAUCCCAUUUUUCGAGGCGCCGGGCAGAUACUUCGAGAUCUUGAGCGAUUUCCUUCUAAAUGUAUGA